AUGAAUAUUAAAUACUUGUUAGCGGCGUGUACCCUGCUGGGAUUGUUGUGCAUUACAACUGCGCAAAAGCCCUUGCUGUGUUACUAUGGGAGUUGGGCCCAUUACCGCUCCGGGCGUGGCCAAUUCACGGUGGAGAACAUUGAUCCUUGGUUGUGCACUCACGUCAUCUAUUCUUUCCUCGGAAUCAACGAAGAUGGAACCGUCGCGAUACUGGAUUAUUGGUUGGACAUUGACUUGGAAAACUUUCGAAAAUUCAAUGAGCUCAAAAACAGAAAUCCGAACCUUAAAACUUUAGCUGCCAUUGGUGGAUAUAGUGUGGGCUCGGAAACGUUUUCUCGCGUUGCUGCCAAUCCAGAUUUGCGGUGGCGAUUUGCUGAAUCGGCAAGGGAUUUUUGCUUGCAGCAUGGAUUCGACGGGAUCGAUAUGGACUGGGAGUACCCGGGACAGCGAGGAGGUGAUCCUGUUAAUGACAGGGCCAAUUUCGUGCACAUGCUUGCCGAUCUUCGGCAAGUACUUUCCGCGAGUGGUCUCAUGCUAACGGCAGCUGUUGGAGCUCCUCAGCAUCUGGCGGAAAUAUCCUAUGAUAUACCGGGCAUAUCACAACAUCUGGAUUUCAUCAAUUUGAUGACUUACGACUACAAUGGUCCGUGGAACGAUUUCACCGGUCACAAUGCACCGCUCUUUGCUGGCCCAUCGGAUGCCAAUGAUUUUCAGAGAACUCUAAAUGUGCAUCAUAGUGUGAUGUAUUGGCUAUCGCAGGGAGCACCGGCCAAUAAGUUGAUCCUAGGAAUUCCCAUCUACGGUAGAACGUUUACGUUGCAAGAUUCGUGGAAUUAUUGGCUGCGUGCUGCUUCUAGUGGUCCAGGUUUAGCUGGAUCGUACACGGAGGAACCUGGAUCGUUGGCUUAUUUUGAGAUAUGUCCUUUCUUCACAAGAAAAUGGGUUCGUCAUUGGGAAGACAACCAGAAGAUUCCAUUCGGUGUGUCGGGGGAUCAAUGGAUUGGCUACGAUGACGUCGAUACAACUUGGAUUAAGUGCGGUUAUGUUCACGAGCAUGGCUUAGCUGGAGCAAUGGUCUGGUCAAUUGAACAGGAUGAUUUCCACGGUUACUGUGGAUCGAUUAAUCCAAUAAUGAGUACCAUCCGACAAUGCUUCCAAUAG
Molecule: messenger RNA, 1161 nt
Organism: Sabethes cyaneus
Lineage: Eukaryota; Metazoa; Arthropoda; Insecta; Diptera; Culicidae
Product: chitinase-3-like protein 1
Exons: 4
Coding region: 1-1161 (386 amino acids)
Biological process (GO): carbohydrate metabolic process; chitin catabolic process
Cellular component (GO): extracellular region
Molecular function (GO): chitin binding; chitinase activity
Source: RefSeq, a predicted model, not a curated record